AUGGUACCAAAUAGCACCAAGAUAGUCAUGGCGGAGCACGCCGGUCGCGUCGACCACGUCGAAGAACAUACCAUCCAGUCCUCAUCACCCGAGAAACAGCCAGAGAUCAUCGUACCUCGUGCAGAGGGUCAGCCUGAGAAUGAAAAAAUCACUGGGCGGCUAAUCCUAGCGUUCGUUGCCUUGCUCUCUCAGGUGAUAUGUUAUGAGAAUACACUCCUCAUCCCGGGCUCCCUUUUGUCGUAUAUCAAUGCGGAUCUCGGACCAGAUCCUGCGUACACGUGGAUAUCGGUAUCCUGGUCUCUUUGCGCUGCUGUUAUGGUCAGUGUGGCUGGCCGCCUAGGCGAUAUCUUCGGCCGACGAUAUUUCAUGCUGUGCGGUAGCGCCAUUGCAUUCAUAGGAACAAUAAUUGGUGCUACCGGAAAGAGCAUUCCUCAAAUGAUAGUGAGCGGCGUCUUCUUUGGCUUCGCAGCAGGUAUCCAGGAGACCUACUACGCUUGCCUGAUGGAACUGGUACCCUACAAUAAACGAACUCUCUUCAUUGGUAUUGGAUGUGUUUGCGCAUUACCUUGCUUAAUCUCUCCCCUCAUCGCCUAUGGCAUGAUGGAACAUUUGAGCCUCGGUUGGAGAGCUCCCUACUGGUACAUGACGGCGUGGGCAGGAGUAGCUUUUCUCCUUUUGUUCUUCUUCUACCAUCCACCCAAUUUCGACACCAAGUACCACGGCGCUGGACGCCGCCUCGAGCUGGCCAGAGAGAUUGAUUUUGUGGGAUUGCUACUCUUCACCGCAGCUGCUGUCCUCUUUCUCGUGGGUCUCAAUUUCGGUGGUGGGAUUUACCCCUGGGCAUCGGCCAAUACCCUCGUGCCGCUCAUCCUCGGCCUCGUCCUCUGGGUCGUGUUUGGAAUAUGGGAAUGUUUCACAAAGUCGAAGCUGCCCCUGAUGCCGCCGCGGCUAUUUGUUCACGUUCGCUCUUUCGACGUCGUCCUGGCGGUGUCCUUCGUGAGCGGAAUGUUCUACUACAGCGUGCCUGUAAUCUGGCCGCGAAUAACGGCACUCCUGUUUGUCCCGGCCGGCAAAAUCAUCGUGCGUGGGGCCUACGCAACCAUUCCGAACUUGGGCACCUGGGUUGCCGGAAUCUCGCUGGUUCUGGUUUUCUCCAGAGUCAAGCAUGAAAGAUGGGUAAUUGUCUUCUGUCUGAUCAUCCAGAUAUCUCUUAUCGGGUCUCUGGCUUCUUUGGGAGUCAACGGCAACACCCAAGCCGUCGCCACUGUGUCGGUUCUGUCAUGUUUCGUCAACCAACCAUUGUUCCUAGCGUUUGUCAUCAUUUCCCUCCAAAUCGAGAAUCAAGUCGACAUUGGCAUUGCUUCGGGGAUUCUUUCUACAAUUCGUCUGAUUGGUGGUGCUGUGGGAACGGCGGUCUACAGCACCAUCCUCGCGGACACCUAUGCCUCACGUCUCGCGCAUAACAUCGAACAAGUCGUGGCCACGACCGGGUUUCCGAAGUCGGAGACAUCUCAGCUUAUCAAGGCAGCUGCCGCAAACACCGCCAAAGCCUAUCAGGCGGUACCCCAUAUCACGGGGGAAAUCAUCGAGUUGUGCCAGGUGGCGGUGAAGAGCGGUUACAUUCAUGCCGCUCACAUCGUCUGGCUGAGUGCCAUGGCAUUCGGUGGACUGUCGCUGAUCUGUGCCUUGUUCAUUCGGAGCCCAUCCGAGGCUCAGAGAACUGGGGCAAGAGCCGUCCAUCUCGAGAACGAGUUGUCACCGGCUACUAUGGACGAAGAAAAAUGA
Exophiala oligosperma is the source of this 1785-nucleotide messenger RNA. RefSeq lists its product as uncharacterized. The record is from RefSeq and is a predicted model, not a curated record. Gene Ontology annotation, biological process: transmembrane transport. Bases 1 to 1785 code for a protein of 594 amino acids. The transcript is spliced from 7 exons. Lineage: Eukaryota; Fungi; Ascomycota; Eurotiomycetes; Chaetothyriales; Herpotrichiellaceae. Gene Ontology annotation, molecular function: transmembrane transporter activity.